Molecule: messenger RNA, 438 nt
Organism: Penicillium maclennaniae
Lineage: Eukaryota; Fungi; Ascomycota; Eurotiomycetes; Eurotiales; Aspergillaceae
Product: SRPBCC domain-containing protein
Exons: 2
Coding region: 1-438 (145 amino acids)
Source: RefSeq, a predicted model, not a curated record
AUGAUCCACACCGAGAUCGAAAUCAACGCCUCUCCCGUCACGACCAGACAAACGUUCCUGGAUUUUGCCGCUCUCCCAAAGUACCAUUCUAGUUUCUUCCAGUCCAUCGCUCCAGUGAAGGCCGAGAAGAAAUCACCAGAACCUGGUGACAAGCUUCUCGUGAAUGUCAAUGGGAUGGCACUGACGCCCGUUGUUGAGGUUAAUUCACCCACCGAGUUUACCUGGCGCGGCACUUUUGGCAGCACCUGGCUGUUCACCGGCGCGCAUAGCUUCAAUUUUCUGCCAGUUGGCGAGAAGACCAGACUUGUGCACUCCGAGGAGAUUAGCGGACUCUUUGCUCCAGUGUUUAUGAUAUUCGGGAAGGCAAAGGCCGAAGAGGGGUUCAGGAGAUUCAAUGAGGACCUCAAAAACUAUGUGGAGGUCGGCAAAGGAAAAUGA